Molecule: messenger RNA, 4173 nt
Organism: Gastrolobium bilobum
Lineage: Eukaryota; Viridiplantae; Streptophyta; Magnoliopsida; Fabales; Fabaceae
Product: histidine kinase 3-like
Exons: 12
Coding region: 513-3602 (1029 amino acids)
Biological process (GO): phosphorelay signal transduction system; phosphorylation
Molecular function (GO): phosphorelay sensor kinase activity
Source: RefSeq, a predicted model, not a curated record
UGUGAUCAUAUUCUUAUUAUCUGUCUUUUGCAAAUUCUCGUAUCUUAGUGUCUGUGAAUUCAUUCUUCUAAGUCCUUGUAGCUUCAUUUUCUUCCUCCUAAAAUCCAUUCUACGUUUAUCUUCAAUCCUUAGUGUAUUUCUUUUUCUUCUUCUGCUUUGUGAAAAGCUUUGCUGAGGUAGUCAAACCUUAAACGCUACUUUGCUGUGCUUCUGUUUGUUCUCUUGUUUAGUUUUGGAAAAUUGAGGAGCACUGCAAGUCUGGUUUGUUCAUUGUGUGAUGAAAACUGCAGAUUUGGUAGCUAAAAAACGAAUCUUUGCAGGAAUUGGGAGGUGGUUGGCGUUUUUCUUCUUCAUUUCUUGAAUUUCUAUCUCUCAUAGGCUUUAGCGUUUGUGGAGAUUCUGUGGAUUUGACAGUGGUUCUCUCACUAGCCUGCCUACCUACCUGGAAUUGGCUAGAAUCCACUACCUCUUGCAACUGUUUUUAAUUUAACUUGUGUUGCUUACUGUUGUGGAUGAGUUUGCUACAUGUAGUGGGGUUUGGUCUAAAGGUGGGGCAUCUACUUUUGGUGCUAUGUUGCUGGAUUAUGUCUGUCAUUUACACCAACUGGUUCAUUAGGGGUGGAAUUAUGGACACCAAGAUGAGUUUUUUGGGCGGUGGUGGCAAGAUGUGGCUCAGAGGUUGGGAGAUGAUCUUGGGGAACAGUUACAAAAUCAACCAACACUAUUACCAAUGUAUUGGGUCCAAUAAAGUCAGGAGAACCUUGUGGAGAAAACUUUUGUUGACAUGGGUUCUGGGUUGGUCCAUAGUAUCCUUGUGGAUCUUCUGCCGUAUGAGCUUACAAGCUACUGAGAAAAGGAAAGAAACUCUGGCCAGCAUGUGUGAUGAAAGGGCUAGGAUGCUUCAGGAUCAGUUUAAUGUGAGUAUGAACCAUAUCCAAGCCAUGUCCAUUCUGAUCUCAACCUUCCACCAUGGCAAGACCCCCUCUGCCAUCGACCAGAGAACUUUUGCAAAGUAUACAGAAAGAACUGCUUUUGAGAGGCCCCUUACAAGUGGGGUUGCAUAUGCUAUAAGGGUGCUUCAUUCUGAAAGGGAACAAUUUGAGAAGCAACAAGGCUGGACUAUAAAGAGGAUGGAUACCGUGGAACAGAACCCGGUUCAUAAGGAUGACUAUGUCCCAGAGGCAUUGGAGCCAUCCCCUAUCCAUGAAGAAUAUGCUCCUGUCAUCUUUGCACAAGAUACAAUUUCACACGUGAUAUCUGUUGACGUGCUUUCUGGAAAGGAAGAUGGUGAAAAUGUGUUGCGUGCUAGAGAAUCAGGGAAAGGGGUUUUAACUGCUCCCUUCAGGUUGCUCAAAACAAAUCGUCUAGGGGUUAUCCUGACAUUUGCAGUCUACAAGAGAGAUCUUCCAUCAAAUGCAACCCCAAAUGAAAGGAUUCAAGAAACUGAUGGGUAUCUAGGUGGGGUCUUUGAUAUCGAGUCUUUAGUGGAGAAAUUGCUUCAGCAACUUGCUAGUAAGCAAACCGUAAUUGUUAAUGUGUAUGAUACUACGAAUCAUACCCAUCCAAUUGCUAUGUACGGUUCAAAUGUAUCAGGCAAUGAGUUCCAUCAUGUCAGCCAUCUUAACUUUGGAGAUCCUUUCAGGAAACACGAGAUGCACUGCAGGUUCAAACAAAAACCACCGUGGCCAUGGGUUGCAAUAACUACAUCCAUUGGCAUCCUUGUUAUUGCACUCCUUGUUGGACAUAUUUUUCAUGCAACUGUGAACCGAAUUGCCAAAGUAGAGGAUGAUUACCAUGAGAUGAUGGAGCUUAAAAAACGAGCUGUGGCAGCUGAUGUUGCAAAAUCCCAGUUCCUUGCUACUGUUUCCCACGAAAUCAGAACACCAAUGAAUGGAGUUUUAGGGAUGUUGGAUAUACUUAUGGACACAGAUCUAGAUGUAACCCAACAGGAAUAUGUCAGAACAGCACAGGGCAGUGGAAAAGCUCUGGUGUCAAUUAUAAAUGAGGUUUUGGAUCAGGCAAAGAUUGAAUCUGGUAAGCUAGAGCUCGAGGCUGUGCUGUUUGACAUACGGGCAAUUUUGGAUGAUGUGUUGUCACUAUUUUCUGAGAAGUCUCACGGAAAAGGAGUAGAGUUGGCAGUUUAUGUCUCAGAUCGGGUUCCUGAAAAGCUAAUAGGUGAUCCAGGAAGGUUUCGGCAAAUAAUCACGAAUCUCAUGGGUAACUCGAUUAAGUUCACAGACAAAGGGCAUAUCUUUGUCACUAUCCAUCUUGUUGAGGAGGUUGUCCAUUCAAUAGAAGUUGAGAAAGAAUUAACUUCAAAAGAUACCUUGAGUGGUUUCCAGGUUGCUGAUAGUCGCAAGAGCUGGGAAGGAUUCCAGGCUUUCAGUCAAGAGGGACCUCUUGGUUCUUUCUCAUCCUCUUCCAAUGAUCUCAUCAAUUUGAUUGUAUCUGUUGAGGAUACAGGUGAAGGUAUUCCUCUAGAAGAUCAGUCCAAGAUCUUCACUCCAUUCAUGCAGGUAGGUUCAUCCAUUUCCAGGAAACAUGGGGGAACAGGUAUUGGUCUAAGCAUUAGUAAGUGUUUGGUUGGCCUCAUGAACGGGGAAAUUGGAUUUGCAAGCAUACCAAAGAUUGGAUCCACUUUCACAUUUACAGCUGUCUUCACCAAUGGAAGUCCAAAUUCAAGUGAAUGUUGUAAAAGUCAGCAAAUCAACAACCAACCUCAUCCUGCAUCAUCAGAAUUUCAGGGUAUGACUGCAUUAGUUAUUGACCCUAGACAUGUUCGAGCUAAAGUAUCGAGAUAUCACAUCCAACGGCUUGGCAUUCAUGUCGAAUUAGUUUCAGAUUUAAAUCAAGGUUUGUCCACAAUAAGCAAUGAGAAUCAAGUUAUUAAUAUGGUCCUGAUUGAACAAGAGGUCUGGGAUAGAGACUCAGCCAUUUCAUCUCACUUUGUCAAUAGCACUAGGAAAGUUGAUCACGGUGUUCCUCCAAAGCUGUUCAUUCUUGUCAAUUCUAGUAGUUCUUUUAGAGCAAGUACUGUAACAUCAGUUGUUCAUAAUCCAACUGUCAUCUCAAAACCUUUGAGAGCAAGUAUGCUUGCUGCUUCGCUACAACGAGCCAUGGGUGUUGGGAACAAAGGGAAUCCUCGAAUUGGGGGGCUUCAGAGUUUGUCUCUCCACCAUCUUCUUCUUGGAAGAAAAAUUCUAAUUGUAGAUGACAACAAUGUGAACCUCACUGUAGCACAGGCUGCUUUAAAAAAAUAUGGAGCUGAUGUGGUUUGUGUAAAAAGUGGAAAAGAUGCCAUCUCUUUGCUGAAGCCACCCCAUCAGUUUGAUGCAUGUUUCAUGGAUAUUCAAAUGCCAGAAAUGGAUGGUUUUGAAGCUACACGUAGAAUUCGGGAGAUUGAACAUGCGAACAGAGAAGGGUCUGCUGAAGCCUUUGAAAAUAAUUCAAACUGGUAUGUGCCCAUUUUGGCUAUGACUGCAGAUGUGAUCCAGGCUACACAUGAGGAAUGCCUAAAGAAUGGGAUGGAUGGAUAUGUUUCAAAACCUUUUGAAGCUGAACAACUUUAUAGAGAAGUUUCACGGUUUUUCCUUUCAUCAUGAAAAAGAAAAUACAAUGAUGAUAUAAACCUGAGGAUUCAUGACAAUGGAGGCAUCAGCGUCUGUUGGCCAUGACAUUUAGAAGUGUGCAUAAAUAGGUUCAAUAAUCUCCUCUGAGGAAUGUACGUAGGAACCAAGUUUUAUUGGUUGGAGUUGAGUUUUAAUUGGUUCUGAGGGUAUCAAAACCAGUUUAUUCUUCCAUGUAAAGUCACACUCGUCCAUGGUAACUACCAAUUGGACAUAUUAGGGGGAAUUUGAAGACCCAAGUGUAUAUAAUUCAGGAUCUGGUGUCUCAUCAUCUUCUGCAUGUAAUAAUACUACUCACAGUACUCUAAGCCUUGCAUUUCUAUGGGCAUUGAUAAAUGUAUAGAAGAGAAUGAUUCAACGUAGAUUAGCUUCUUGGAGAUAAAGAUGGCAAGAAAUGCAGCAUACACCAUAUGAAGUUCAUCAGUGGCUACUUCAGCUUCUAUUCCUUUUGUUCUUAACAAUGCCAUAUUUUGGUUUUCAAACACGUUAACUGAUACAUUGGAGUAUAAUAUUUGAGUUAUCCACCAUUUUUUGGCCGAUUUGUACA